CAUUCUAGGGAGUAGUGUAGUGGUUUUGCGAAGAGGGUUGGGGAUCGGCGCAAGGGGGUGAAAUGUUGAAGACUCGGUCGCCAGAGCUGUAGCGCUUGGCCUCUUUAGGCCUCGCGUUUUUCCGCUCGAAAAGAACAUCAAACCGAUGGAAUUUCCCUCAGUUUCUUUCAUUACAACAACAACAUGCUACAUUAAUAUUUCUGAUGUAAGAAAAUAAAGGACAAGUCAAGAACAGCAUGGAGCAUUAAAUGAAGUAUGGAAGCUGAAAGCUCUGAGAGACGAUACAAUACCAGAUUCAGAGGGGUUCCAAGAUCCAUCUUCACCUAUUCUCGUUCUGGAAAGAAGUCAAGUACCAAAUCAAAUGAUGAAAAUCACUUGCGGACUGACAUCAGAGAUGAUUUUAUCUAUACAAAAUUGGGCAAAAAACCUAGUACAUAUGAUGCAGAAAUUGUCAGUCCAUCAAAAACAAAAAUUAAAAUUGAACCAUCACCCCUUCUUGUCAAAGCAGAAAAAAAACUGCCUAAAUCUGAACCAAGUUCUAAUAAUACCUUACCUAAUGGCACUCAUAAGCCAGCAGUUGAAGUCAAAGCAAUAUCAGAGCCCAAUGGUCCCCUUAAACCACCCAUUGAAGUCAAUGAAAUACAUGAACCUAAAGUUGAACAGAUUGAAGAGUCUUCCCCAGAAUUGUCUCCUAAGUUGGAAAAAGAAUUGGAUGGCGUUUUCUUUGAAGGGAAAGCCCCAGGUGCUGAAGAAAUUCAUUCCGCCUCAAAUAAUUCAAAAUCAUUAUGGAUCAUGUCAAAAGAAAAACUCAGUUGGAAUAAUUCUACCGUUGCUAGUUACAACCCUAAAACAAAAAUGUUCCGUUGUGUGGUGUGCCAAGCUGUGGGUUUCAUGUCCCGUAUUGGUGAGCAUUAUUUAGGUACCCAUUGUAAUGCUAAAGUUUUUCACUGUCCUCAGUGUUCAUAUUGCAGUGCAUGGUGGCGUUGUGUUCGAAACCACAUGAGUAAAAAUCAUGGAGUAUCUAAUGCACCUGCCUCUAUGUGGAAAAAUCAACCUCUCUUAGAUGAAAUAAUGCAGAUCUUGCAAAAUUUGAAGUACAGUGUUGACUGUGAGGAUAGAGUUGAGCGAGUUGCGGAGAAUUGUGGAAAGCGAUAUAUAUGCCCUAAAUGUCCGUAUGCAACUGACAGAAGAGAUCUCUAUAAUCGUCAUGAAAAUAUCCAUCGUGAAGAAAAACCAUUUCAGUGUUAUAUUUGUUAUAAAUUGUUUAAUCGUGCUGAUCAUGUUAAAAAACAUUUCUGUCGUAUACACAAAGAAUUCAGUUAUGAUAUAAAUUUAAUCCGACGUCUGCCUUCAAAACGUAGUCGAAUUCCUGUGAGUCCCUCUCUUAAUGGUGGAAGUUCUGGGUUAAAUCAUGAUGCGAAUUUAUCUUCAAAUUCAAUAAAUGAUGCAGCUUCUAAACCUUUACCACUGACAGUUCCAGUUACACAAUCUCAUUUAUUAAAUUGUUUAACUGGGUCACCUACAAUGGUAAAAGUAACUAGAGAAAUUGAUCAUAUGCCAGAUAUUCCAGCAAAAGAAGCAAAAAUAGCUGAAAGCAAGAAUGAUAACACAUUCAACAAAUCGCACAGCAACUUAUUGACAUUUUUAACACAGAAUGCUUUUUCACCAAAGCCAAUUAAACCAACCCCAGUGAGAAAUACAGAUACUCCUAUCAAAGAUAUAUUACAAGAAGCCUUACUGAAGCCUCCUGGUUUUACGUCAUUUCAGAGCAGUCAACCAAAGAAGUAUAAUUGCCCUUAUUGUCCAUGGACUGGUCCUAAUGCAUGGGCAUUGCGUAUCCACACCUCAAUGCAUUACAAAACAUUCUGUGUACUGUGCAACUUCAAAUCAAGCGAAGUUAGUGAUUUGGAGAACCACAUGUGGGAGUGUCAUAAGAAGAGGUCUUGCAAUAAGUGCAAUUUUCUAGCUGACAGUCUUUUAGCUUUAGAUGUCCACAUGAAGGAUGUGCACCGUCAGAAGCCGCAGUUUUGUUGUCGCCAUUGUUCACAGACAUUUGAAGUACGAUCAGACAUGGAAGCUCAUUGCAUCUUUAUUCAUAAUCAAGUAUUACAAGAGUGUAAAGAAAAUGGCUGUGAUUUUUGCACAACAGAUCCUGAUGUCCUUGAAGUUCAUAAGAAAGAAAACCAUAGUUCAUCUUCUACAUCUCAAGAUACGAGUGCCUCUAGAACCCUGUGCCUCUACUGUGGAUGUGAUUUUGCUGAUCCUCAAUCACUCUCCUUACACGAAGAACUCUUUCAUGAAAAUCCUCUUCAAAAAGCUGGUCGGCGUCCACUAAAUCCGUAUUGUUGUUCAGUAUGUGGUUACUCAACUCCGAAGCAGCCAAUGAUGAUGGAGCACAUGAGAAUUCAUACCGGCCAAACACUACACUGUCAAGCUGGUGAGGGUUGUCAGUUUGAUACUCCAUAUGAUACAGUUCUCAGGGAACAUGUGCUGCAGAGUCACAGUAAUGACGAUGGUAUAGUCAGGUGUCCUCACUGUGGCUUCCGCUGUAGCACAAGAUUUUCAUUUGUUACUCAUUAUAAAGAACUCCAUCAUCCAUUUUGUUGUCAGCUGUGUGAGGAUGUUGAGCACAAGCAUUUUGUAUUACCCUUCACAACUUCUUAUUUGGAUUCUUCCAUCAAAGCUUUGUUUCCUUUUGCUAAAAAAGUUAGUUCAAAUUCAAAUGAGUGUUCAGAGAAAACAAAUGACGACAGCGGAAGACGUUCGCGCAAGCAGACACAGCCGAGAAAAGUUGUUGUACAUGAUGCGAGUACAGAAGGAUCUGUGGCAGGUGUUAAAGCAAGUGGUUCAUCUAAAACAAAAGUCAAGUGUUCUAGUUCCAGGAACCAAGAAAGAGAGAAAUUUUUAUCUUUGUAUGCAAAAAAAAUUAGAAAAAUAGCUCAAGCAUCUCUUUUAAAGUGUAGAUUGUGUGUCAAAUGUCCAAUAUAUUUUAGGCAUAAACGGAACUAUAUACUUCAUCUACAGUGGCAUAGUUUGAAAAAACAUCAGUGUAAUAAGUGCAUUCAAACAUUCUGCCAUCGUUAUCAGGUGCUUUUACAUCAGAGAGAACAUAUGGGAAAAGAGACCAAGGCCUCUUAGCAGAGAACUCUUAUGUACAUUUUACAAAAAAUUUAAUUUUUCUUGAUAUAUUGUCUGUGCAUUUUUUAGGGGUUUGAUGUAGUUAUGGUUUUUUUUAUGCAGUGCAAACAGCAACAGUGUUUGUUGCUGGAGCAGUUGUUUGUUCAGAGGAGGUGUAUUCCAUGGUGUGUGUGGUGUUAGUCAGCAGCUGGUAGUUGUUAUGUUUGCAUAAAAAAGAAAUUAAGAUGAAUGUGCACUGUUAAGUUUCAGUGAAAGGAUGUUUACUAUAUGCAUGUAUGUAUGUGUGUGUGUGUCAAUGUUAGGCAUGUGAUAAUUUCCAAGGUCCUGCUCCUAGCAAUUGUGAUAAUUUUCUGGCCUGGAAUUAAAAAGAAAAAGAAAACUAUCAUUUCUCCUAUAUAAAUGUAAAAUUAUAUAUAAAUUUAAAAAAAUUUAAUUAAGAAUUUAAAAUUUGAAUUUGUAUUUACACUUUGUACUCACUGCCAGCAGAACACUGUUCUGAUUGUAGCUGUGAUGUUGCUAAAAGCAUUGAUCAGAAAACCGGUGAAUUUAUGUGGGACUAAUAAAAUUACAAAUUGUUAGAAUUUUCUCCUGAAUAAAUUCUUGUUGAAGUUAAAAUUGUGAGUUUUUGAAAGUCUGUAGAAUAUGAUGUGUAAAAUUUGGAAUUGUGGUUUUAAGAUUUAAACGUUUCUUUUCUGAGAUACAUAAGACUGUAAAUCUUCUGCAGAUACAUGAGUUCCUCAAGCACUGCUCAUACUUUGUGUUUAAAAUGUAGACAUGGAAGUAUUUGAGAGAGAACACAACCAUAUCAGAUAUUUCACGUAUGCCAUAUUUUGUGCAUUUAUGCUUGCAUUCUACAAAAUGCGAGAUUAUUAACACUAUUAAUACUCAUGGUUUCUGGGUCCAAAUAUUCAUGCAUUUUUGUGCUGCUAAUUGUAAUGUAUAUCUUUUUAGUUCAUUUUGGUAUAUUUUAAUUCUUGCUUAAAAGUGUUGAAUGAUAAAAAGUGAUUGUAUCACGUAUAUCGCUAGGAAUAGCAUCGCUUCUGUAGUGUUGCUUUUUUCUAAAGCAGUGUUUCCUGAACUAUUUUUAAUCAUUGAAUGUUGAGUUUAAAAUUUAUUAAAUUAAUUAUAUAAAACUGUUGAAUUACAAUAAUUUUAUUCUUAUUAAGAGAAAUACUUAUACAAGUAAAAUUAUUAAAGUUAUGUUAAAUUAUUAGUGCUUAAUGAAUGUGGGAAAUAAUAAAAGUGAAGAAAUAUGCACAUUAUUUGAAAUGGUUGAAGAAUAUUAAAGAAUGAACCAUCAAAUUUUAUUAUUUAUAUUAUUCAGUUGGUUUGAAUAAAGGUAUUUUUAAACAGAAAUAAUUUGAAAAGCAGGAGUAUGUUAAGUUUUUUUGAGGGGAGGGUGACAGAAUAUUUGUUAUCCUAUAAACAGAGUAAGAUUUAUGAUUGCAGCUUUCAUUUAUGAAAUAUGAAAUAUAGUUUAGGAAAUGUUGUUUUGACGUGUUAGAAAUUUUUUUUUUUUUUUUUUUUGCUUCAAAUAAAGUUAAUGGUUUUCAGUAUUUUGAAUUUUUGUAGUCUGUAAAAGAUUAAUGUGCUUUUUUUUUUUUUUUUUUUUUUUUUCCCCAUCUUAUUUGCAUGAGAUUUGAUCACAUUUCACUUAGAAUGGCAUCAUCUGCUUCUGUUAUGUUUCUACAAAAUUUUAGAUAUCUAUACAUGUUAAAUUUUUAUUAUAAAUUUAACUCUUUCUGAACAGAAAGCAGAAGUAUUUCAUUCUUUUUCCGGUGAAUCAAAACCAGUGCUGUUUAUGCAUCUUUAAAAAAUUGCUUGUGUUAUACAUAAAAACUGCUAAUUUAUAUACAUUUUUCCUUUAAAAGAUUAAAUUCAUAUUGCAUUCAUAAAAAUGCCAAGUAGUUUUCUCAGUGCUAUAUGGGUAUCCAGUGUUUUCUGCUUCAUUAUUAUUUGUACUUGCAAUGUGAAAGCUUCAAGUAUAAUAUCAAAAUCAUGAAAUUUAGUUUGUUUUUAUCAAAAAGAGUCAAAUCAAAUAUUUUUAUUUAUACUUUGAAUUUCUUGUUUUAUGUUGAGCAUUUUCCCUGUGAAUUAAAAAUUUUAUUGCUUUUUUGUUAAAUGGCUUUAGCUGAUCUGUAUUAUGUAUUUUUAUAUACAAAGCUUGAAAAUCAAAUCUAAUGUGCAAUUAGCUUAUUUCAUAUUAUUUAUUAUUUCUUUUAAUAUAUAUAAACUUUUUUCUCUUUUACAACUUUUAUUAACUUCAACAACGAAUAUUAUUAAAUAUAUGGAAAGCAAUAAGUUUUGAUUUGCGCAUCCUAAGUAUUAGGUUAGAAAAGAAAAAAAGUGUUUAAUGGUUUUAUGAUAGUAGAAGCUUUCAUCAUGGAUUUUUAAAUAUGUGAUGAUAAUCACUAAUUUGUUGUUCUAAAUACAUAUCUGGCUUACCACUUCAUUUUUUAAAUGAAAUAUUUUUCAAUGUUUAAGAUUUACUUCUUGUACUUUCAUUACUUCCUUACUGAUCUUAUGGACUCAAAUGUUUUCUGAAUGAACUAUUUUUACAUUGGUUCAUAGAAAAGUUUCCUGAUUUAAAAAAAAUAUCUUAACUCUGCAAAACAUGUUGUUUAAUAUUAUUAUUGCUGAUCUUUAAAAUAAACUCUACAAGCCGACACUAUAUACUCACAAAAUGUGUAUAAAAAUGUAAAUUGACUGCAAAGUAGACUUGUUUAUUGAACACCUAGAUUUUUAUAGGGCAUUGUACUACCUCGUUGAAACAUAGUGUAGUUUAUAAAUUCUACAGUUCUAGCUUUUUUUUUUAGAUUUUGGAGCUUAAUAAUUGAGAGAAAAUAUGUAUUUUUCAUUUUGUCAACAAUGCUAGAUAGAAAAUAUUUCAUCAGGCACUUAGAACAAUUUAUAUUUACAUUGCCAGAUAUUUUUUGAAUAUGUGUAUGUUGAACGUUAAUAUUUCCAAUUUGGAUGUAAUGUAUACCAAAUUAAACUGAAAAAGUAGCAAAUUUCAUAUGCAUAAUUCACAAUAUUUUGUUGUGACCAGUUUUAUUUUAAAUAUAUAAGAAAUACUUAUAAUACAAGUAGUUUAUGCUGAGUUUUUAUAAGUGUUUAAUUCUAGUAUAAUACUUUGUGUGCCCAAAAUUUGUUUUGACUACAGAUCACCAAACAAUCUGCUAAAUUUAAAGAUUACCAUUUCCAUUUUUGGUUAAAAUUUCAUUAUUUGAUUACUUUGUAUUUGCAAUAUGUAAAUUUUGUUGUAAAGAUGUUUUUUAUUUUGUCUCAUAUUUCACAAAAAAACACCGCUUCAGUAGUUUUAAAGAGUAUAUGAGUUAUGACUUGGGAAGGGAAGAUUAUUAAGUUGUGUAACUGAGUUAUUUUAAUGAAAUUUAAAGUUUUGCAUUCAGUCUUAAACUUGAAAAAUUCUGGCAUUGCAAAGUAUUAUUUAUUUAUUUAUUUAUUUAUUUUCAGUUAUUUAUAUUCAGGUAGUUAUUGGGUUCAUUUUGAUUGUCCACACCUUUACUGAAAAGUUACAAAAAGUAUUCUUAAGCAAAGCAGUAUAGCACCAAAAUAGUUAUGUGGCAACCAACAGUGUCACCAAAAAGUAUUUCUUUGGCAACCCACAUAGUCUAUCUUGGAUAGUUUGCAGUGUUGAAAUUUUAUGCCCAAUUAAUUUAUAGUUGGAUUGGAUUAGCCAAGUUUAUAGAAUUCUGAGAACUUUUUUUUAGCAAAGACUGAUUGCUGUGUAUAUGGGAAAAACAACAGCACAAAAAAGAACAAUUUCUUGAAAGAAAAAAAAAUGUGUUUUAUUAUCAUUGCAUUUCACUUUUAAGGUUUUAUUGAUUGAUUGCUCUUGUAUGGAAUUCUUAGUGCACCAUCAUUUUGUAAAUUGCUGUUGCCUUUUGCAUAUUAGCUUGGCAAAAAUUAGUCUCUAGUGAGUUUACAAAUGUUCUUAUAUUCUGACAUGUUUGUCUCUUCAGUGGGGGUACAGGUAAUCGGGAAAACAAAUUGGUUAUUGUUCUAAUAUGUGCAAUAUUUAGGAAUUUUUAUGCAUGCUAUUACAUUUACAUGAUAAUUACUGAAAACAAUUUCAGAAAUAUGUGGAGAAAGGUCAGUAAAAAUAUUUAAGGUUUGGAAAGAAUUAGUGAUCAAAUUCUCCAGAGAAUCGUUGAUGUCAGAUUGUAUACAGAUUUACUGUUUGUUCGAUUUAAAUAUUGAAAUGCAUCAUGUAUAUAUUUAUUUUACAGUGUGUUGCAAGUUCUUUGUAAUUUCCUUAUCAGAACUAAAAGAAAUAUGAUUAUACUUUCCAGAUGAAAUUUAUAGUGCACUUCAGUGUAAGAGUGUGGAACAAACUUCCAGGUGGGGAAUGGUAAUAAAGAUAUUUUGGCAUCCCCUCACUGCAUAACAUAGAUAACUUUAUAUAUGGGCCACUUUUCCCCAUUAAUCCAUCUUAUUUUCUUAUCAGAUUUUAUGAAGAUUUAGGUUAUUCUAAAAGUCAGCUGUAAUUUUAAAUAAUUGUUUUCAAUGUAACGUGUGUGUCUUAAGACAACUGCAGUGAUUCCAAAUAAUUUGAUCUUCUGUUGAGAUAGUCAUUUAAGGAACGUAAUUGUUGUUGGUGAUGAAGUGGCAAUUUAUUCAUUGCAUCAAGAAAUGUUAUCUAUAUAUUGACUUACAUUUUUUUUUGUGAUGGUAAAUUAUUAUUAUGCUACAUACAACAAAGUAUGUCAAGCAAGAACUUCAGUAAAAUAAUAAUAACAUUCCAUAAUGCUGGAUAUUCAAAGCAAAUAGCAGAGGUGUUAUAUCAAAAACUGUUUUAAUUCUGUGUUAUUCCAUGAAGUAACUUUCUGUAUCAAAUUUUCAUCAGGUGCAACUAAGAGCUGUUCAUAGUAUGGUUUAUCUGAACCAAGAGAGUAUUCCAUAUAUCAACUAGCUCUACUAUAUGUGUGAAAUUCAGAUUUUUCAACUGUUCCAGAUGUCUAGCAAGAACAGCCCUUUAGAUGUGUUCAAGAAAUCAAAAAGGUAUAGAGCUGAUUUCUCUGUUGUAAAACGUAAUCUUUUCACGAAUAUUGCAGAAUUCUGCAUUAUAAAGUUGUAUCUAUAUGGCAUUAAAUUAUUUGGUUACUUGCUUACUGUGCUGUUGCUCAUCACUAUCUCUUAGCAUGGUUGGAAGGGCCCCAGUGUCCUUGAAGAUGGCAAAUGACCUCAGAUCUCUUGCAUAGAAGUUGUGUAUCAUACUUGUAUAAGCAUAUUGCAUAGAAGUUGUGUAUCAUACAUAAUUAUAAAAUUACAAAAAUUGGAAGCCCAUUAUCAAAGUGCGCUUGUGCAAUUUUUUGUAAUAUAUAUAUCUGUUUCUUGGUGCAUGCAUGUGAUUGGUCUUCUGGACCAUUACACACACACACAUUCCUCCCAGCUUUUUUUAAUAUGAUGCUUGGGUCUCUGGCUGAUUGUUCUGAUCAAGCUGAUGUUGUAGGCCGAGUUGGUCAUUGCAUCAGUGGGUUUUGGCUGUAAUGCAUGGCCUUGCCUAGUAGUGCUCUUCGUUGUGUGAAUUAUGUCGCAUCCAUGCGACAUCAUUCGUCAUAUGCUCUGCCAGGUGAGUGAAGUGUGUAUUCUUAUCGCGUGAUGAACCAGUCAUUUUGCAUACUUACUGAGCUGUUGGUAUCAUCUAUUAUCGCAAAGAACAUGGCACCAUGUGGCUGUGUCCUGAAAGGUGGUAAAUGACCUUGAAAAUCAAACUUUGAUCUGCUGUGUAAAAAUCGAAUAUACUGCCAUUCAAAAGAUGCACCUUGGAAUCAUUUUAUGAUAUUGGAUCUGUUUCAUGGUCUAGCAUCUGAUUGAUCUUGGGUUAAAAAAAAUUAUUCCACACUUAAUUAAUUGUCCAUGCAGUUUGAUACUUGCAUAAAUGUUUUUAAAAACUUAUUGUUAAUAAGUUCAAAAUCACUACCAAAGAUUAAAAGUUUUAAGUAUUAUAUUAUGUAAAGCAGCUUUAAGAUAAACCAAAUGAUUCUAUACUGGGUAAUAAAUAUUAAAAUUUCCUAAGUUUAAUUAUGUAAAAUAAAACUCUUACAUUGAGUAGUAGUAGCUUUUUAGAAACAGGCUAUUUGCCAAGCCAUAUGAAGAUGAAAUACAAAUUUUAUAUUCUAUGCAGUGACAAAUAUUGUAAUGCAUAGCAUAUGACAUAAUGCUGUAAACUUUUGGACCUGCUAUCAGCAGAUCAAAGUGAUUUGACUUCCCGCAAUGUAAUAACAAAUUAUUCUCUUCGCUGAUUCAGUAGCAGUAUCAGAAACAGUAUUUUAGAUUUUAAACUUUUCUGUAAGUAAUUAUGACUAUUUGUAAUGCUUUAAUCCUAUUCUUUUAGGAGUAAAUUGUAUAAUUCUUAAAAUAUUUCAGCAUUAAAAAUGGAGUAAUUAGUAAUGUAACUUCUUUUAUUAUUAAUAGAUGUAGCACAUUUUUCUGUAUAUGCAUCUAUUACUCGUUGAUGCUUUCAGUCUGCAGUUGUUACUGAAUCAUUCACAAGAAUAAGUCAUUAAAUUAAAAUGCGAGAAAUGAAAUCAUUUGAAACCAUAUAGUGAUUUGAGUUGAUAAGCCACAGAUGUUUUAAAUAUCAUAAUCUAAUCUUGUUUUCUUGGAUAUAGCAGUGAUAGUUCUACCAUCGUUAAUAAAAACUUUUAAUGCUCAGAUCCUAUGAUGAAAAUUUACAAAGAAAAAGCUACUUUAACGUAGUACUAGAAACUUGGAGUAUACUUGUAAAAUAUAAAUGUGAAGCAAAUUCAUAAUACAAUAUGAAAAAUUACAAAAAUUGGGAAGUUAAAUAUUAUAAGACUUUAAGAAGUAUUUUUGUAAUAAAGUUAUAUAAAAUGUGAUGACUUUUUAAAAUUAAUACCAGUAUCUGUCAAAAUCUGUUUCAGUCAAAACCUCUUGUGACUCAUCCCAACAACUAUCAUUGGCUUAGGCUAUGGGCACUUUGUAGGUAAGAGCUCAUUUGCCUAGUCCCUUUCUGAUUGUAAAGGAGAUUCUGGGAUGGGAAAUCCAAGGGUCUUGCGUACUCUAAUUCCUACCAUUAACCUCUUGAGAGGAAUUUUGCCUGGAUCGCAUUUUAAAUGCCCCUAUUGUGCAAAGACAUGUAUUAAUUAUUAAUAAACAUCCAUGCCUUCUGUUAUAAAUUCGAGCCAGAAACUAUAGCAGAUCUGGCAAUUUAAUAAUUUAUUUUCUGGGGAAUUAAAUUAAAAAAAAUAGUUCAGGAAAUUGAUUGCAGUAUAUAAUAUUAUUGAAACAAAAUAAAUUGACUAAAAUAAACAUAAAUCUUUAAUUGUAGUGGAAAAUGUAUGCAAACUGUUUACUAAUUAUUAAAUUGACUUUUUUUACUGAAUUAUUUGCUGCACAGAAUAUUCAAAAUCCAAGCAUAGCUCUUCUGUGCUAGCAUCCAAACAAUAAUAAUUCAGGAUUUAGCAGGGUACUAAAUGUUUUCAUUACAUAGUGGAUGGAGAACAGCACGGGGGGAUGGGUCAGAGGGUCUCCAACCCCUUCCACCAAACCACAUGAGAGGACUUUUGAAUCGCCGCAUAAAUUUACAAACAUCCAUGACUUCUCUGGGGGUUUGAACCUGGGCCCUUUGGCAUAGCAGUCAGCAAUGCUAACCACCAUACUGGUUGGACCGCAGCUACAUUAUAUGGACACUUUGUAUUGUUUGUGUGUCUGUUUAGUGUUUUACCUUUUUUUUUUUAGAGGUCACUGAAUUGCUGCUAAUAUGAAAUAAAUAAAACAUUCAAACAAAAAAAAAAAAAAAAUUUUUUUUUGG
Messenger RNA from Stegodyphus dumicola, 10936 nucleotides. RefSeq lists its product as uncharacterized. Gene Ontology annotation, cellular component: nucleus. Lineage: Eukaryota; Metazoa; Arthropoda; Arachnida; Araneae; Eresidae. The record is from RefSeq and is a predicted model, not a curated record. Gene Ontology annotation, molecular function: RNA polymerase II transcription regulatory region sequence-specific DNA binding; DNA-binding transcription factor activity, RNA polymerase II-specific. Gene Ontology annotation, biological process: regulation of transcription by RNA polymerase II.